Molecule: messenger RNA, 2329 nt
Organism: Vidua macroura (Pin-tailed whydah)
Lineage: Eukaryota; Metazoa; Chordata; Aves; Passeriformes; Viduidae
Gene: TRMT2A
Product: tRNA methyltransferase 2 homolog A
Exons: 12
Coding region: 247-2028 (593 amino acids)
Biological process (GO): RNA processing
Molecular function (GO): RNA binding; RNA methyltransferase activity
Source: RefSeq, a predicted model, not a curated record
GGCGACCGCCCGCGUCCCGGCCCAAGAUGGCGCCCGCGUGAGGGAAGGGGUGAUGUGUGAGCUGCUGUUUUUAAUGUGCUUAAGGGCCGCGGGUUCUCUCGGGCGCGAGGAGCCGCAGCGCUGAGGGGCAGCGCUUAAAAAACAACCAGAUCGUUCCUCCGCCGUCAUUGUCAUCGCAGCGGCCCGCCCGUGAGGCUACGGCCCCGCCCCGGGAGGUGCGCGGGGUGGCUGAGGGGUGGCGGGACCAUGGCGGAGGAAGGCGAGCGCUGCGACCCCGAUCGCGACACGGCUCCCGUGGCGGAGGCUGGAGAUGGGGCUGAGCCGGACAGCCAGGCCGGGGAAGACCCCGCGGAGAGCCCCGACGUAUACAGAUACAUUAAGGGAGACUUGUUCACCUCCGAGAUUUAUAAAGUAGAGAUACAGAACCUGCCCAAAUACAUUGGGUUUAAUGAUGUGAAAAAGUUCCUUGCCAAGUACGGGCUCAAUCCUCACAAGAUAAAACUCUUCGGGAAGCAGACGUUCGCCUUCGUGACGUUCAAGAGCGAGGAGGAGCGGGACAAGGCCAUGCGGGUGCUGCACGGCGCGCUCUGGAAGAGCCGCCACCUCAGCGUGCGCCUGGCCAAGCCCAAGGCCGACCCCAUCGCCAAGAAAAGGAAGCAAGAAGAGGACUCGGAGCAGGGAGAGGCGAAGCGUCCGGCUCCCUGCGGAGAGGAGCCUCUGAGCAAGCGGAUCGCGGAUGUGGUGACCCCGCUGUGGAACGUGCCCUACGAGGCGCAGCUGGCCCAGAAGAAGCAGGAGUGCGAACAAGUGCUGCAGAAGCUGACAAAGGAAAUAGGAAAUAACAACAGAGCUUUACUACCCUGGUUGUUCCUGCAGAAGCAGAAGUUUAAUAAAUUAUGUUGCCCAGUGGAGGGAGUGAAAGCAUCACCCUUGCAGACUGAAUAUCGCAACAAAUGUGAGUUCUUGAUUGGGAUUGGUGUAAAUCAAGAAGACAAAACUGUGGGUUGUCGUCUUGGCAAAUAUAAGGGUGGUACAUGUGCUGUAGUGGAGCCAUUUGAUACUAUUCACAUUCCUGCUAUUGCCAAAAAAGUAGUAAAAGCUUUCCAAGACUACAUAAGGUCAACUCCUUACUCAGUGUACAGCCCCGAAACCUACGAAGGGCACUGGAAACAGCUCACGGUCCGCACCAGCCGCAAUGGCCACAUCAUGGCAAUUGCUUAUUUCAAUCCUCAGAAAUUGAGUAAAGAAGAGCUAGCUGACUUGAAAAUCUCUCUGGCAAAAUACUUCACAGAAGGGAUGGGAAAGAGCAGUGGUGUUACUUCCCUGUACUUUGUGGAGGAAGGACAGAGGAAAUCUCCCAAUCUAGAAGACUUGCCUUUGGAGCAUGUGGCUGGUGAUAAGUACAUAUAUGAAGAACUCCUUGGCCUAAAAUUUAGAAUUUCUCCUCAUGCAUUUUUUCAAGUGAACACACAAGCUGCAGAAGUGUUGUACACUGCCAUUGGGGAGUGGGCACAACUGAGCCAAGAGAGCACCGUGCUGGACAUCUGUUGUGGGACAGGAACCAUUGGGAUUUCUUUAGCAAAGAGAGUGAAGAAGGUAAUUGGAAUUGAGCUCUGUCAGGAAGCUGUGCAGGACGCCAAAGCAAAUGCCCAGAUUAAUGAACUGAAUAAUAUUGAGUUUUAUUGUGGGAAGGCAGAAGAUAUUGUUCCUUCCCUAAUGAACGUUUUAGCUCCUCAGAACCUGAUCACAAUUGUAGAUCCACCACGAGCAGGACUGCAUUCCAAGGUAAUUCUUGCCCUUAGAAGAGCUGAACAUCUGAAGAAGCUCAUCUAUGUCUCCUGUAAUCCCAGAGCUGCAAUGAAUAACUUUGUGGACCUGUGCCGGGCCCCUUCCAACAGGGUGAAAGGAGCCUCCUUCCGGCCCGUGAGAGCCAUGGCUGUGGAUCUGUUCCCUCAGACCAGGCACUACCAAACCAAAAAAUGGUUGCAAGAGAAGAGUUCCUGCAGUCACCCAGUGAACCCCGUGUGAAACCCACAAAGCAGUACUUUCACACAGCCACACUAUUUCUUUUGUGCUUGGCUUAAUAAAGCCUCAGAUGACACAGUGAGUACUGCCUGUUUGCCAGGAUUGUACUUUAGAGUAGUUGCAUAUUUGUGAUUUUCUUAUUUAUGAGUAUAAUUGGUUAUGGUCUCAUUCUACUUAUUACUCUAGGUCAUAUUCCAAAUCUACAGUCUAGUUUUCAUUACAGAAGUUACAGACUUUCUUUAAAAACUAAAAAUGUAAUUAAAAAAGUAAAAAUAAAAACUUCUUAAAAAUCUAAAUUGCUGCA